This is a messenger RNA of Micropterus salmoides (largemouth bass), 5392 nucleotides long. It is a transcript of the gene uspl1, whose product is annotated as ubiquitin specific peptidase like 1. The transcript has 8 exons. Lineage: Eukaryota; Metazoa; Chordata; Actinopteri; Centrarchiformes; Centrarchidae. Gene Ontology annotation, molecular function: SUMO binding. Bases 1287 to 4886 code for a protein of 1199 amino acids. Gene Ontology annotation, cellular component: Cajal body. The record is from RefSeq and is a predicted model, not a curated record. Gene Ontology annotation, biological process: Cajal body organization; protein desumoylation.
ACAACCGCCGGCGAGCGGAAAACGAACGUUUGUGACACGAACUGGCAGAGGGAUGCACAUGGACUUUCUCCGCAGGCAGGGAUUACUAAAUACAGCUCGUUGUGGAUGUUUUGUCGAUCAGCAUCGUAUUAUCUAAUUUAAUUUUAAUUUGGUGUCGGUACGUAUACGUUUUAUUCACGAAAACUGAAAAUGAGGCUGUAGCGACUGAAAUGACUGCCUGCUAAUAUGUUAGCAUGCUAACCGCCAGGUGCAGGGAAUGAAAGUGUUCAUUUAACGUUAGUGCGGUUAGGCUUGUAAAUGUAGUUUAUCUCAACAGAAAGUUUGAAUCUUUUAAAAAAAAAAAGUUAUUAUAGUCUUAAUGUAUUAUCAAGCUAAUGAGAAACCUUACAUCAUUUUGUUCCCGAAUCGAGAUGAAGUGGAGUUGAAGUUUAGUGUAUCUGAUUAAUUUGCCUUAGGAGAUGCCAAUUCACUGUGUUUAACGUUAACAGCUUUAAAAUUGGCCUUUACGUGCCAGUGUAACGCAAAUCCUGCUACGUAUGUGUUAUGAACUUUUUUGAGUGCUGUUUUAAUAGUUAAAUGCUUAGACUUCUGUGUUUCAGCAUCGGUGGCAGAUUUUACUGCUGCUGCCCUGGUGGUACCACGCGUGUCCCUGCAAACAUCUGUCUUUAGGCUAGUUUUGUGUAGAGGGACAGUGAAACAGCUUGGGUCCUGGGUUACUUCUGAUAUUUGACAAAAACCUUCAAUGUAAAAGGCCACACAAACUACACAUACUCUUAAAAACUCAUGAUUAUACCCAUUUGGACUAAUAUUCAAACGUGGAGUAGACAUGAAUAGUAUAAAUACAAUUUUGUAUCGUUCAUGAUAUACAUAAUUUUAUAUUGUGAUUUAGUGGGCGACCAAUAUGGGUUUUUCAUUUCCUGAUGCCGAUAUUUAGUGCGGCAGAUGGCCAAUAUAUAUUGCCGAUAUCUAAACAAAGAAAAGUCAUGUAUAAUUCCAUAAUGCAAUGAGUACAGUCUCAUACAUGUGUUAACUUAACCAGUAACAUCUUGUUUUAGAUGGAAUUUGAAUGAAUGAAAUAGAAAAAUACAUUGGGUUAUGCUGUAGAUUUCAGAACGUGUUUAAGGGACAGUGGGGUACAGUUUGUACGAAGUGGUGUCAUUCAGCUGCAUUUUUCUCUACAGUAUAACAAUAGUAACACCAUAUAACUAUAAUCACUUUAUAAACAAAUAGAAAAACUUGCAUUUCCUUGUGCAUUCAUGACUUGUAGGCAUUGAGUAACAUGCCCUAUGCGGUGCUGUAUUUUUCUCCUCAGCUUCUUUGGAGGUGAGCCAGGUUGCAGUGACAUGGUAAUAUUUUUUGAAUGGCACCGGACAGCUAUGGACCAGAAGAGCGGCGGUGGAUUGCCAUUGACUGGUGAAGAUACUGGUUUGGGGGCUUUGGCCUCACCGCUGGCGGGGUAUUUGGGAAAAGUUCAGGAAAGAGCUGCUUCACUGGAGUAUUGUCCCUGGUGUACUUCGAAGGGCUUGACCUAUGCUCUGCGCUCUUACCGCAUCAACCUCCAGGAGUCGAUCACCCUCUGCACAAACUCACAGUGUCUUUUCCCUCUGGUCAGUCGGCCCUUGGAGGAUGUUUUGGCUAGCUUGGAUCCUGUGGAGCCCACUGUUGGGAACAAAAGAAAAAAUGCCUUGUCACUGGAAAAAGAAGAGUUGAUUAAACCCGUGCACAAACGUCUGCGAUCAAGUGAACUUGACAGUCUUUGGCCACCAAGUAUUACUGACACACUUAUCGGCCCAGUGGAGCAUGGUGCAGCAAACGUUAUCUGUAAUGGCCAAUGUGCAGCACCAAAGACAGAUGGUGAAAAGGUAAAUGGAUACAGCAGGGAUUCUCCAGUUGCAGGGACAACAGGAUGGGAAUCACUACAAGAUGAGGAUUAUAUCCUGGACAAGGAACCAGAGAAUGCCUCUUGUACAGAUGGUUUUGCUCGCACUACAUAUGCAGCUUCAGCUGGACACCUGCAGUGCUCAUCAGAAGCCUUGUUGACCGCUGACACGGAUGAGCCUGCACUCUCUCUUCACUGUGGUACAGAGGAUGGCGAUAGGCAGGUGAAGAGUCCUCCUGAGGUGCUGAACAGACCCUGCAUUCCGGACUCCAAUCAGUCCUUUAUCACACAUGAUGAUAUCCAUUCAACUGAAGUCAUUGCUCCAUCGCCUCAGCACAAUGAGCAGCCAGCAAGGCCGGAACAGAAACCACCGACUGCAGACAUCACCACAUGUAAGGAUGUAAGAAGCAUUAAAUCCGAAACUCAGGAUUUGUCCGUGGAGUCAGAUGAGCUUGUGCAUGUUCCGAAUCAGCUUUUCUGGAGGAACAGUGACAGCCUGUGUUGGCUGGACUCGCUGCUUGUUGCUUUGGUAAACUUUAAGAGCUUGAGAAAGUGUAAACCUAAAUAUGAGCCUCAGCGGUCGUCUGUCUGGCGGCUGAUGAGAGGAUAUGAAGACAUUUGUGUUGCCAUUCAAGUCCACCAGCAAACAGGCAGAGAUGGUGUGGCAAGGGUGCCAAAACUUGUGUUGCAAAAGGCCAAUGCAGAUCUACAGAGUCUUAGGAUGUCAAUCUUCAAACUACUUAAGACCAAGCUGCAUUGCAAACUGGGUAAGAGGGAAACUCCGGUUUUUGCCAUGCCGCUUCUGCUUACAAUGGACUCAUGGGUGGAGCCACUCUUCCAGUCGACAUUUCACUGGGAGUUCAAAUGCAGUGAAUGUCAGGUUGCCACGACAGAAAGGGUUAUGAAAACUCUCCCCACCUUCACAAAUAUUUUGCCUGACUGGCACCCACUUCGUGCGGUCCACUUGGCUCCGUGCAAUGUGUGCUGCAAGACAAAUCAGAGACGAACUAUGGUGCUGGAGAGAGUGCCUCCAGUGUUUCAGCUGCACUUUGUAGAGGGGCUUCCUGACAAUGACGUCAGACUCUACACCUUCACCUUCAAUGGGAAACGUUACUCGAUCACCACUGUCAUACAGUACAUCCAUCAGCUGAAGCACUUUGUCACCUGGGUUUGUAAUUCUGAUGGCUCAUGGCUGGAAUAUGACGACUUACAGCAUCCCCACUGUAAGAGCCAUCGAAAGCUCCUGGUCCCUGCUCAGGAGAUGCACGUUGUCUUCUGGGAGGUGCAGGAGGAUAAAGAGCCCUGUGCUCCGUCCAGCACAUUUGCUCAAUCUCCCACAUCUAAAAAUGAGAUGAAGCCCAGUCUAGGGGACAAAGACUUGAUGGCAGAUGAACUUGUACCUUGCACUCCAGAUCAGUCUCUUUUGUCUCCCAAUGACACGGACAUCGUCUGCGCACUUUCAGCAUCUGAAGACAGCAGCAACAUCAUGGACACAACAGUCACAGCUGGUGUUGAUGCAUCGAUGGGCUCCACAACACUGCUUGACACCUUCGAGGGCCUCAGCCAUGAUGACAUCAUUACACUCACACUGGUGGAGUUGAAAGCUGAUUCCGAAAUGCAUCCUUUAAAUGACAACGAACAAGCUUUGCAAGACGAGCAAGAUUUGAGCGUUCCCAGCAGGAAUAAAGUACUCGACCCUACACCGGACAGCUCCUCCACUGCAAUAGCUAGUGAAAUGUCUCACGGCCCUGAUGUUGAGCUCCCCACCGCCUCCAGCUCAUGCGAAUCUGACGGUGGCUCGUCUAGCGAUCCUACAUUCGUGCCUGGUGCCAGGAGAGGACGAGGGAGAGGAACUGGCAGAGGCAAUGUUGUUAGCAGACAAGCAGGUAAAAAGGCAUCCUUGUCCAAAGCAGCUCCACAUAUUUCACCACCUGCGUCUUCAGAGCCCUCUGUAGUGAUCAAUAACAAACCUGUGGGUGCUGCUGCUCAUGUUAACACGUCUGUUGUAACUACAAAACAAGCACCCUGUGUGUCUUCUACAGACACUUCACCUCUGUCCAAUAGUCAGAAAACUCCCACAGUGCCGCCAGCACUAGAUCAGAAUGCCCGCUGGUCCUUCCUGCUCAGCAAACACCCACUACACCAGGUUCACAAUUCGGUCGUAAAACCUGACCCCAUCCCGGUCACAAAAGUAAAGCCCACUCCUCCCAUUCACUCUACCCCCAACCUUGUGAGAAGACAGCAGAUUCCUGGUGCACUCCUCCCUAAACCACAGCUCAAGACAGAGGAGAGUGAGGGUCUGCCACUAAAAGCUGCAGAAAUGUACGGCGCAUUCGGUGCAAAGAGCUCAAAUACCCCGAGUCCGCUCCCAUCAGCUGCACUUCCCAAAGGCACAUCAUAUCUGUUUCAACCUAUAACCCCCGAACACCUGAAAUCACUAACAAACUGUACAGUGGUGUCAUCACUUCCUACGCCUGGAGCAAAGGUGCUCCCUGAAAUAAUAUCCUCCUCAAAGAAACAUAGCAGCCAGUCCUCAAAGGUUCCUCCGGGUCUCAGCGACACUGAAGCCCUCCGGUACAAGCUGAUAAAGAAACUGAAGGCAAAGAAGAAGAAGCUCGCUAAGCUGAAUGAAAUGUUGCGUCAUCAAGGGGGAGCCAGCCUCCGACCGGACAGCACUGCCCUUUGCUCUCCUAACACAGUUACCUCAAGUACAUUUGACGGCUCCGUCUGCGAUGACUUCCUUUCAGACCUACUCUCGCCAGCAACUACAGCCAGCAACCUCUCACCGGACAGCACUGGCUUCCUUGAGAUGCUCGCCAAAGGGCGAGAUGGGGUAGACCAGUUGGACUCUGGGGUCAACGCUGCUGGUGCAAUGUCACAGGUGAACACUUGUAUGAACGAACCCAACACCGACAACUUCCUGGAUGACUUUCUCUCGCAGGCUGUGGCCCAGAGACAGACUGACAUGGAGACCGAGGCACUCAGUGCACUUGAUCUGUUUGUUUAAGCCGCGGGGGUGGAUGUUGUCUGCAAGCUCCAAGCACAGAUAACAAUUAACCUCGACACUGGUAUCACAAGAGAAUUAUGCAAAAUUAACUUGUUUCACAAUCUACAGUCCUAAUCCACAUGAAGGUGCAAGUUUAAAGUUAUCAAAUGUGCGUUAAGCAAAUGUUGCUAUUAAUUUAGGUGGGUUAAUUAAGUUUGUGUGUAUGUAUGUUGAACCUUCAGGUUGAGUUUGGCAAAGUUUGGCACUUUGUAGCGUAUGUAUUGUGUGUAACCGGGUUGUAUGAAGACCAUGAUGUUUACAGUCAAAGCUGUUGGUUUGCUCUGUUUUGUUGUUUUGACAAAUGACUUGAAAGUUCUCCAUAUAAAAUUUUUUUCAUGUCAUUUAAUAAAUACUUUAGAUGACUCUAGUGUUGUACAAAAUGUCAGAAUUAUUCUGAAAUUUAAGAAACGUGUGCUAGUUUUUUUUUUUUAAAUAUUAAACUUACUGUAAAUACUUGUUUGAAUUCA